Molecule: messenger RNA, 603 nt
Organism: Leptosia nina
Lineage: Eukaryota; Metazoa; Arthropoda; Insecta; Lepidoptera; Pieridae
Source: the annotation of a GenBank genome assembly
AUGAAGACUGUGUUAUGCUGGAUAUCCGUAACAUUUUUUAUUUUUAUUCAGGCUUUGUGUGCUAAAGCUUCAGACGAAGCGAAAGAUAAGAAUGUAGUAGUAGACUGUAGCACUUUACGUUUAGGUCAAUAUAUAUGUCCAGAUCCUAGUUACAAUCACAUUGAUUCAGAGACACAACAGCUUCGAGGUUGUGCUAAAGGAAAGCAUAACCCAUCAGAAGGAGAAGCAGAUGUUCGAUGCAUAGCUGCUGAUGGUAUAAUAUGCAAUGAAACCAAUAAUUCUACAUUUACAAGGAAGAUGCCAUGUAAAUGGACAAAUGGAUACUCACUAGAAGUGGCAUUAUUACUGUCCGUGUUUUUAGGAAUGUUUGGUUUAGACAGAUUCUAUUUAGGUUAUCCAGGUAUAGGAUUAGCUAAAUUAUGUACCUUAGGAUUUAUGUUCCUGGGCCAACUUUUGGAUAUAGUAUUAAUUGCAGCACAGGUGGUUGGGCCAUCUGACGGGUCUGCUUAUGUUAUACCAUAUUAUGGUGCUGGAGUAACUGUAAUCAGAAGUGACAAUGACACAUAUCUUCUACCACAAACAGAUUGGCAUAACAUCACUUGA